Molecule: messenger RNA, 847 nt
Organism: Effrenium voratum
Lineage: Eukaryota; Dinophyceae; Suessiales; Symbiodiniaceae
Source: the annotation of a GenBank genome assembly
UCAAGCAUCCACAUAGUUUUACACGUAGAGUGCUGGCACAUGGAUUGCGCUGGCCGCCUCGAUGCGUAGCAGCUCUCGUGCCAUCGAUGAUUUCACCAGCAAGGUCAAGGGGAGCCGAGGCCCAGCUGCGAAUGGGCCGGAGGAGGUUUCAGAUGUGGAGGCUCAAGCUCCGUCUGGCUCGUGGUUUUCAAAGCUAAGCAGUGCGCUUCCGAGCAUGGCGGAGGCCGCUGCAGCGGCUAGUGCUGGAGAUCUGAACGCUCUGUCCAAAGCAGCAUCCAAUGCACAGCAGGGAUUGCAGCAGAACUUCACGGACCUGACGGGGAAAGCCAAGGGUCUUGCAAAGCAAGCAUCGACUACCAUCUCUGAGAAUGCAAUAUCUAAAGAGAGGUGGAUGAUGUUCUUUGGCGGAGCCUUGCUGGGCUGCUUUCUGAUGAGCCUAGCUUUCUUCUUUUUGCCAAUGGUGGUGCUGGUGCCGCAGAAAUUUGCCUUACUAUUUACACUUGGUUCACUUUGCUUCCUGGGGAGCUUUUCAGCUCUCAAGGGUCAUUCUGCCUUUCUGAGGCACCUGCUUUCACGCAGUCGGCUUGUGUUCACCCUCACCUAUGCCACGUCCAUGGUGGGAACUCUGUGGGCAUCAUUGAUCUACAGAUCGUACCUGUUAGCCAUGCUGUUCUCGGCCAUCCAGGUCAGCACGCUCGUGUGGUUUCUCGUUUCGUACAUCCCGGGCGGAAGGCGAGCACUCGGAUUCCUGACGAACAUGGCAUGGAGGCUUGGAAAGGGAUGCUGCAAGUGCGCAAGCAAAGGCUCCUUGCUGCCGUUCUGAUCCGUUCCGGCCAGUGCUCAGGAG